ACGGCAAUGAGCAGUGAGCAGUGUGUGGACGGAGGCCCGGAGGCGCGCACGGCCCGCGACCAGCCAGCCCAGCCGCCCCCGACACGUGCGUUCGCGCGCCAUGGCUUUGAAGCGGCUGCUCGGCACCUCGGACGUGCUGCUGGCCGGCGGCGACACGGCCGCCCCACUGGGGGACGUGCUGCCCCCGGAGGCGGCCGCCUACGUGCUUGGCGUGUACGUCGUGUGCGCGCAGCAGUGCGACGAGUUCACCCUGGCGCUCAGCGAUUUCUGCGCCAACGCGGCCGCCGACGCGCCGCAAAAGCUGCACGUGCUCGUGCUGUCCAUCGAGGAGGACGAGCAGCCCUUCCUCGACAGCGUCCGCGACCUGCCCUGGCCCGCCCUGCCAAGGACUGCCUCUCACAAAAAGAUGCGUCUUUUGCGGCGGCUGCGAGUGAAAGGGAGCGCCCCGAGUUUGGCGUUGCUGGAAAUGCCGUCGACUAGACUAAUCACCUCAGCGGCGCGGGAAAAGCUGACCCAGCAGCCGGAAAACUUUCCCUGGCACUCGAGGCCUCUAAAGGAAGCCCUCAAGGACGUCGAGCUGUCCAGCAACGAAGAUAAACCCAGGAGGUACCACGACCUCAAGGGCUACAAGGGUUUCUACUUUUCCGCAAACUGGUGUCCUCCGUGCAAGGCGUUCACCCCGCAGCUAGUCGAGACAUAUCACAAGAUUCGAGCCAAGGGACACCAGUUUGACGUCAUUUUUGUCAGCUCAGAUAGGAGCGAGAGUUCCUUCGAGCAGUACCGUUGCACCAUGCCCUGGCUGGCCGUGCCCUUUGAGCUGGGCGACCUGAGGAAGGAGCUGGCCGCCACCUUCGACGUCCAGGGCAUUCCUUCGCUGGUGGUGGUCGACCCUGAUGACAGGGUCGUCACCGACGAGGGACGCCAGGAAGUUUGUGAUGAUCCCUUAGGAAAGUACUUUCCAUGGCACGAACGACGGAUUUACCCCCUAACGGAGAGAACCAUGUUGAGAAUGCAUGACAGGCCGGCCGUGAUUUUCUUAGUUGAAAGUGAAGAUGAGCUGACGUUUGCCGAAGGUGCUUUAAUGCCAACGGCUCAGAAGUACUGGAACUCGUUGAGGGGAAACAAAUCAGAAUCUGCUGACGAUGAGGUGGAGAACGAGUUGCAAUUCUUCAUUGGAAGCGAUUCGGACACGACAGACACAGUGCGAGAAUUUGCUGGGCUGGACGACUGGGUGCCGCUGCUAGUGGUGCUGGAGGUGUUUAACCAGAGGGUAGCCACCCUGGGCGAGGGGGUGGAGGUGAAUGGCGAGAGCACGAGCCACUUCGUUGGCCAGUACCUGAGCGGCGAGCUGCAGUGGACAGAGCUGGCGGCGCAGACAGAAGAGUCGCUGGUGAUCGAGAAGAGCGCCGCUGGUGCCGCCACCGAGGGAAAAUAGAACGAAAAAUGCGGACAAACGAACAUUCACCCACCUUCCUAGUCUUCAGUGAAUCUUUGAGCAGGAGAAUCGCCACGGGUUUCCCCUUUGAACUGCCAUUUUUUCAGCAUUUACAAAUUUCGGAGCGAAACAAAAUUUUCUACACCUAUUUUGAAAGCCGUUUUAUUUUAUUUUUAUUUAUUUCCCCCACAAUGUUCGCUUGCUCAAAACGCCAGGAUUUUGUAUGUAAUGAAAUCAAAUGGAAAAGUCUGAUGAUUGGCUGACAUUUAAGUUCUGAAAAUUAUAUUAUUGGCGUUAAACUACAUAUAUUGAUCAUUAAUUAUUAAUAAUUAAUAUAACUAGAUGAAUGCAAUAGCUGACAACUGUGACGAAAGUUCGUGUAACUUUUACAUGUCCAAAUAGAAAUCUUGUCUAGAAUUUUGAUGAAUUUGCGGAUCUACACGUACACACGUAAACUCACCAUCAACAAAACCAAAAUAAUUGUAUCCAAUGCAUGUGACUUAAAAGAUUUUACUUGUAUAAAAAUAGAAAUUGCGAAGAAGGAAAAUUGGUAAUCAAACUUUGUAUCCAGCUUUUAUCGACGAUUUGUUUCAAAAUAAACGUUUAAAAAAUUUUGUUGCUUAA
Cloeon dipterum is the source of this 2059-nucleotide messenger RNA. RefSeq names its product nucleoredoxin-like. Gene Ontology annotation, cellular component: nucleus. Gene Ontology annotation, molecular function: thioredoxin-disulfide reductase (NADPH) activity. The transcript has 7 exons. Gene Ontology annotation, biological process: negative regulation of Wnt signaling pathway; negative regulation of protein ubiquitination. The record is from RefSeq and is a predicted model, not a curated record. The coding region runs from base 101 to 1435 and encodes 444 amino acids. Lineage: Eukaryota; Metazoa; Arthropoda; Insecta; Ephemeroptera; Baetidae.